UCUUGUGUCUAUCCAUCCAUUGGGAUAUGAACAUGAGAGAGGUAGUUUGCAGAGAACACGUGACUCCCUUAUCACUAUUGAGUUUCUAAAAGUUCAAAAAGAAAAGAAAUUUAAAAACAAAAAAAUUCACACAACCUCUGCUAUAUAAACAUAAAGCCACAUAUUUUACACCCAUCAGAUUUCAUCAUCGAUUUAGAAGUCUCUAAUUCUUUGGUGAUCUUUUUGGCUAUAAAAUUAGAAAGGAAAAACUCUCUAAUCCUUCACCUCAUACAUACAUCAAGCGGCCAAAGUCUAAACACAGAAAGAAAAGUCAGUGGGUCAGAAAAGAUUCUUGGGUUGGGAGGAUCAUCAUAUUUGGAGUGAUCAUGUUUACCAUUUCAAAGGGAUUUGCUGUUAUAUCUGCAACUAAGAACCUCCAUCUACCGUUCAUAAAAGAUAUAUUUGCAUCAGGGCGCACAAGAUUUUUGGAAUGGGUGGUUUCGGAAAAUCAGUGAACUACUCGUUGACACUGGUGUUGUAGCUAUAGAUCGUCACCAUUUUGGAAGCCUUGCCCCUGGGUCGCCUCCCUUUGAUGAUAUAAGGACUAUGAAUCGAAUAUGUAUUUAACUACUCAUUAGUAUAUGUUUAGAAUGUUGGUACUAGGAUGCUAACAAUCAUGCCUUCUCUUGUAAUAGGUAAUCAAUGUAAUGACAGAAUAUUUAUAUGAUACUACCUCCACAAAAUGGUUCCUACCUACGUAUUUUUGGUCGGAAGGUGCCAAGUUCGUACGUCCCAGUGAUCGUAUGACGUCAUGUGCUAGGACACACAAACUUUGUCGUCUCGCAAGAUUUAAUGGGCGACUGAAGGAUUGCAUGCAGUUGUUGUACCUAGACUCCGUUUUUCAUGAUGACAUAUUGUCGGUAUUUGGGAUGGGGUGGACGUUCUCCUCCUUUUCUGUUGUGUCCCUAUUGGUUGCCAAUCUCAUCCAACCUAAUGCUGUGAAUUGUGGCAUUUUUUUCAUAAGACACAUGCAAUAUUAUCGUCAAUUGUGGUAUGACCAGUACAACUCUAAUGUACAACGAAUGCGACUUGCUAUUGAGUUGCUUCGAAAUAAAAAAAAUCAAUUGCGUGAUGCGAUAAUACGUGAAGCAUUGAAAGUGAUGAAAAAUGGAUAUGAUUUUAUGGCAAAGGGGAACAAGAUUGGUAAUGUUGAGGUUAAAGACAAGGAUGUGGCGGAUGUCACCGUUAAAAGAAAGAGGGUUUAUAUUCGGAAACAAAAAAAAUCAGCAGUGACUAUACCAGAAACACGUACAGGUCGCGUUCAGCCUAGACCUCGGCACCGCUAACAAGGUUAGGUAAUGGGACUCUAAUGACUGACCAGUAUAUAUUUUUGUGAGCUUAGAUCUGAUGCUGUGAUGGUAUUGGUUUUGGUGCAUACCCUAUAUUUUUGGAAGGAGGGUCACCAUGGUAUAACAUGACAACUUGUUUGUUUUUUGUAAAGUGGUUUUCAAAGGCUUGUGACCAUGGUUAGGUAGGACACCUUUUUUGUACAUCUAAGUCGAAUGUCCUAUUUGGUGUCCUUUUUUCGGUUUCCAUAUUAUAGAUUAUGACUAGCACAGGGUGUGAAAAUGUAACAGAGGAUGUGAAAAUGCAAUUUGGUGAAGUUAAUAUGUUAACUUUGUUGGGUAAUCAUAUGUACGAACAAAUGAUGAAGUUAAUAUGUUAACUUUAUUUUGUGCUGCU
Messenger RNA from Prunus persica (peach), 1722 nucleotides. RefSeq lists its product as uncharacterized. NCBI's taxonomy places the organism in Eukaryota, Viridiplantae, Streptophyta, Magnoliopsida, Rosales, Rosaceae. The coding region runs from base 687 to 1325 and encodes 212 amino acids. The record is from RefSeq and is a predicted model, not a curated record. The transcript has 6 exons.